AAGAUGAGAAUAUUAACGCUGCUGUUGAUACUUGUUUCUUCAGCGAAUUUCACAUUCGGUGCAGAUUUAAUCAAUGAGAUUUGCCAACAAACCGUUGAUCCUUCUCUAUGCUCCAACUCCCUUCGAUCUGAUCCUCGGUCAGCCAACGCAAACCUCACCACCCUUGGACGCAUUUCCAUCAAGAACGCCCAAAAGAGCGCUAAAGCGGCUAAAAAGUUGAUUCAUAAGGCCAUAAAUUCCAGCAGCUACACGCAAUGCGUAGCCCUCUAUGAUGAUGCCAUUUCCAACACAAAGAAAUGCAAGAAGGCGUUGAAGUCGCGUGAUUAUGGACAAUUAAACACCUUUGUAUCAGCCGCCAUGACGGAUGCUAGUUUGUGUGAUGGUAGCUUCGGUAGGGGCGUCCAAGGGCCGCCUCAGCUUAAGUUUGAGAGCAUAAAAUUACAAGGCUUAUGCAACAUUAUUUUAGUCAUCUCAAAUAGUUUAUCAGGAGUCAUUAAACUUGUUUGAUUUCUCAACGCUUGUGAUUGCAAUGACAAUCAUUUUCUAUCAAGUUUACUUGAUCAUGCCAAUUGAACCUGGGAAUUCUUAUCUCCUCUCCAUUUGAAGAAAAUAUAUCUUUGAUUAUUCUUUUUUUUUUUUUGAAUGGCUCAGCGGAACACACCUAGACGAAGUACCUCCGCCCCCCGGGAUCGACCCCCGGGCCCCCCCUAAGGUCCAGCCCACACCAGCUUUCGACCGGCUGGUAGUCGACCCCUUAGCUCACCCGUGCGGGAAAACCGCUCUAGCCCGGGAUCGAACCCGUGACCAGAGGGUAAAACCCUCACACCUCCACCCAGCUGAGCUGGGCUUCA
Messenger RNA from Helianthus annuus (common sunflower), 851 nucleotides. Its product is annotated as pectinesterase inhibitor-like. NCBI's taxonomy places the organism in Eukaryota, Viridiplantae, Streptophyta, Magnoliopsida, Asterales, Asteraceae. Bases 4 to 507 code for a protein of 167 amino acids. Gene Ontology annotation, biological process: negative regulation of catalytic activity. The record is from RefSeq and is a predicted model, not a curated record. The transcript has a single exon. Gene Ontology annotation, molecular function: pectinesterase inhibitor activity.